Messenger RNA from Anastrepha obliqua, 2267 nucleotides. RefSeq lists its product as uncharacterized. The record is from RefSeq and is a predicted model, not a curated record. Lineage: Eukaryota; Metazoa; Arthropoda; Insecta; Diptera; Tephritidae. Bases 169 to 2151 code for a protein of 660 amino acids. The transcript has 8 exons.
CUAAACUUUUUAAGUCAAUUUUUUUUAGUCGAUAUAUACAUAUGUAGCUUUGUAUCAGAGGACUUCGUAAAAAAAUAGCUUAAAAAUCACUAAAUCAGAAUUUUUGAGUCCAGGCAAAAACAAAUCAGAGUUUGGUUUAUGCACUAAUUAUUAGCUGAUUACGGAAAAAUGAUUGAUGUGCUUUCUCUACCUCGACGACCUAAAUUGGAUGUGGCCGAAGUACCAAACCUUACAUUCAAAUCUGGUCUUCCCAUUAAUAGCUUACCAGGCUGGGAGCUCAUACCAUUAAAUUCGAAAUUGCCUAUGCUGAAGUGUCCCGGGAAUCAAGUUAUAUUUUCGAAGAAUAAAAUUGGACAAUCGUUUAAAUAUUUGAAACAAGAAUUUGACCCCUCAGUUCGGGAAAGCUUACCCGAAUACAAUCCAUUGCAUGAUUCAAAUUUGAAAACAUUUUAUGCCAAUGAGCGGAAUCUGAAGCGUUUGCGUGAAAACGGCGAAAUAACACAAAACAAUGAUGUGAUUUGUAAUUUAAAAGAUUUCAAUGAAUACCGACAGCAAUUGCACAGAACUAGGCUUUAUUACGUAUUACAGGAAAUAAAUCGCCAGGAAAAUGAACAACACGACCGGAUGCUAAUAACUAAUGCCGAGGCAAUAACUGCUCGAGAUCACCACAAUUUGGCUGCGCGACAGAACAGUUUCACUGAAAUACAGGGCCGUAAAAGAAAGCUAGAGAACAUAAGAGCUGCUCGAUUUCAAAAAAUGUGGCAACAAACACAGGAUAAGAUAGCACGUAAAGUGGCUGCCGAUGAAAUGGGAAAGGCCUACCACGAAUACCGAAAGCUCCUAAAUCAUAUGAAAAUACAGCGGCACUUGGAAGCUGCUGCAGACUUGCAGCGAAAACAUCUGAUCAAAUUGAAAAAAGUAUUCCAGUUUAAACAGGACCGCUUACAGAAGAAUUUACGCAAUGUAGAGGAGGAGCGGUUUAGAAAAAAUGAGGAUAUUCAAACCAUUUUCUGGGAGAAACGUCUGAAGGAGCGCAUAGCAUAUCAGGAUAAGAUGAAAGGUCUGCUAAAUACGAUGACCAAAGAGAGAAAACAAUUUAUUGAGGAUCACCGGCAAAAAUAUAGUGAGAAAUGGUUACGUAUUCAAAACGAAAUAAAAAAUCGUGCAAAACUUACCAAAAAACAGAAUAAACUAAAUAGAAAACCUAAGAAGAAACCAAAGUAUUUAUUAAGGCCUAAACCAAAAACUGAUAAUGGAAUGGCGUUCUGUGAUAGACCUAAUGAAAGUUUCGACCAACUCUUGGAUCAUCAACUUUGUGAAGCAUUAAAUACAGCCAUUGAUAUAGAAAAUCAGUUGUCGAUGCCUUUUGAGUCUGGCGACCCAAUAUACAAGGCAGCAAAGUUCAUCAUAACACAUAUUAUUAAAAAAUUUGACAAGGAUUUGAGUAUAGACUCCAGAGUUUGUAAUCAAGUGAGAGAUCGUGUGGAUCAGUUCUUUGACGAAGCCAAACGUUUUGUGUUAUUCAGAUCAUCGCAAAUCAUUGCAAGUAUACGUGAACAAGUGGAAGCGGGUUAUGAAGAAAACAGUCAGCGUCCGACCAUAGUAUCAUUUAGUCGAUUACCAAUGACAAUAGGCGAAUCCAGUUACGCCAUACACCCAAUGGUUGAUAUUAAGGCCGUGGAUACACGAACACCAACACCAGUGGGUUCACUUGCCUCCAUCAAGGUCCACUCGGAGGAGCACAUAUUUAAGAAUAUUCCAAAUUUGUGCCGCAACGAGUUGAUUUUCAUUGAGCACUACAUCAUCAAAUUCAAACGCGAACUAAUUACAGGUGUUGGCAAGCGGGUUUUCGCUGCGAUUGAUUGUCAUUUCUCUAAUAAAAUUAUGGACGUUCGCCCCGAACUACUUAAUUUGAAUCGCAAUUUCCUUACGUGUCAGAUGGCGAAAGCUAUACUCAGCUAUGCAACAAACAAAUUAAAUUAUGAAUCAGGCAUUAAGUUGUGCAUCAGCGCUUUGGCUAGUGAUAUAAUUUGGUCUCUGCAGAAACAUCUAUUGAAGCCGGAACGCGACCCACGUGGCAUUGUUCCUCCACACUGUUGUGACGAGAGUUCUUCGCCACAUAUGCGCCUGUGUCUUUAUUGCCACAAGUAAAUAACCAAUUGCACUGCCAAUGUCACUGGUGGACGGUUACAAACUUGAAGAAUAUUUCAUAUGCCCAUUCAAACUGUCUAUAUAUUUUGUAUGUCGAAAUAAAUCCAACAACGAAA